UGACAAACAACAUAUGCUGGGGAGUUCAUGUUCACAAUUGACAUUCAUUCAUUUGUCAUACAAUUCGCAAUUGUAAUUUGUAAUCGUAUACGCCGAUAACAAUAAUGCAGUUAUGUUUAUCAAGUGUUACUAGAAACCUGUGUAUUUAGAUGUGAUUUUAUAGUGUUUUUGUAAAGUUAUUAAAUUUGAAUUGAAAUGUUUAUAAAAGUGCAAGAUAAUGUAAACGAGUUUUAAAUAAUGUGUGAAUCUCAAUUUAUUCAAUAAACCGGUUUACGAACAAAUGUAUGCGUGAUAUCAAAGUGAAGACGAUAUUUGUUUAUCAUGGCGUUUUCUUUGAAUAAACUUAAAAAUAUUUUAAACUCCAAUCGAGACAAUCAGUUAUCGGGAAGUGGAAGCUUAGAUCCGGAAAUAGGAUUCAAAUUAGCGUUGCACCCAGUUAGUAAAAAUUUGUAUGUGACGGUUAUUGGCGCCCGGCACCUUCCUUCCUUGUUUGGGCUAAGUAGAGCUCAUGGAUACCUUGUUAAAGUAAAAGUGUUUCCAGGCGAAAGUAAAUAUGAAACAACGUUGCAAGAAAGCUCCUGGCCGGUUUGGAAUGAAGAUUUUAAAUUUCAAUUGAAACAGCAACCAUCAAAGAAACCCAAUGAAAAAGUCGACCUUCAAACACAACUCGCCGGCCAUUUUUUGUCCUUAACAAUAUACGCUAUAUUAGAGGCACCGAAACCAGAAUCUGAAAGAAGAAGAAGCGCAAAAACUUUAGAUACCAAAAAAAAUAAUAAACUAACCGACGAAGAGGAAAACAAACCUAAGACUGGUUUUCUAGAAAAGACAUUCAGUAGUUUUAAGUCGACGAAAGCUGAAACGGCUCAGAAGUUAAUAUUAGAGAAACGGAGGACCGUAGGAGCAGCGACGUGGAACUUUGAUUCCAAAUUAUUCCAGAAUGAUCUCAAGAAUGGGUUGAUAGGAACGCCUGAUGUCUGGAGACCUAUUAAUGCUAUCGCAAGUGGACUUGUAGCCUCUGACUCUAGGAGGGAGAAUAAGAAGGGCCAGCUAGAAGUGACAUUAUUGUACGCGGCAAGCGAGGACGGCCUCAACGACACUGUGCAGCUUACCGUGAACCGUCUGCGUUGCAGCGUCCAAACAAUGCAGGAGCACGAGCAGUAUAAAGCACCGCUGUAUUUGAAAGCGACGAUAUUGGAAGCGAACAAGGCGGAAUGCUAUUGGAAGAGCGAUAGAUUUAUGCCCACUAUAUCCGCCAGAUGGGAUCCCAAAUCUGCAACAGUCAAACUGAUCGUUUUCAAAGCGAAUUUGAACAAAGUCAGCAUCUACAUAAGUCUUGGAUGCAAGACGAAAAUGGCGAAAAAGGAAAUAUUGGGUAAAGCAACGAUCGACGAAAAGUCUAGAUAUGCUGACAGCUGGAAGGAAUGUUUGCGACAACCUGGUAUUCCUAAAGCGUUUUGGAUUAAUUUUGAAUAAUAUAAAAACUUUAUACUAUUUAUUAUGCACGAGUUUAUUUGAAUAACACGAGUUGUGAUAUAAUGAAAAUAACUUUGAUUCGAGUGCCUUUUAAAUAUGAUUAUUAUAACGGACUGUGGGGGAUGGGAUUGUUCAACAUAGAAGUUAUUAAAAAUAAAAAAUCAUUUAACAAAUUAACGGGCAGUCAAAUGUACUGAACUAUUUUGGAUUCCCGUAUGUAUAUACACAUAAGUUACUGUGAGGUUUCUCAACAUGCAUUUCUAUGGAAUAUAGAACAGGACAGAUUUUUAUCGAAAAUAAAGCUAAAUUUUACUUUGGCCUUUCCUUAAUAAGAAUUGAGAAAUAAAUUUAAACCUUAUUUCAAUCUAGUACAGCAUAAUUUAGUAUACGAUAAAAAUUACCUUUGCUCUAAACACCGGUCUGUAUAAAUAUAUCCUUAUUCUUUUGAGGAAAAUUGAGAUAAUAAUAUGCUUUUGUAUAGUUGUAACGGCAAUGGAAUUUAAAGCUGGGGACUGACCUAAUCUUGUACGAGGGUAAAAUGUCACCUCGUAGUUUAUACGGAUUGAUUUUGACAUAUCUUAAAAAUGACAAUAAAAUAUUUCUUAACCAACGCUUAUUUAAAAUGUAUGUGAUUAAUGUUGUGACUUACGUAUUUUGAUUAUUUAUUCACCACACAAUUAUAUCCAGUAAGAUGGAACUGAAUGUAAAUAUUUAAAAUAUUUUAUAAGUAUAUGACAACUUUUAUAUUGUUG
Papilio polytes (common Mormon) is the source of this 2225-nucleotide messenger RNA. RefSeq lists its product as uncharacterized. The transcript is spliced from 4 exons. The coding region runs from base 322 to 1473 and encodes 383 amino acids. NCBI's taxonomy places the organism in Eukaryota, Metazoa, Arthropoda, Insecta, Lepidoptera, Papilionidae. The record is from RefSeq and is a predicted model, not a curated record.